Hemiscyllium ocellatum (epaulette shark) is the source of this 918-nucleotide messenger RNA. It is a transcript of the gene abitram, whose product is annotated as actin binding transcription modulator. Gene Ontology annotation, cellular component: lamellipodium; filopodium tip; nucleus. Lineage: Eukaryota; Metazoa; Chordata; Chondrichthyes; Orectolobiformes; Hemiscylliidae. Gene Ontology annotation, molecular function: actin monomer binding; actin filament binding. The coding region runs from base 19 to 576 and encodes 185 amino acids. The record is from RefSeq and is a predicted model, not a curated record. Gene Ontology annotation, biological process: regulation of actin filament polymerization; dendrite morphogenesis; regulation of filopodium assembly. The transcript has 6 exons.
CCCUACUUCCGGUGUGUGAUGGAGGUGGAUGAGGCGCCAGUUCAGACCUUUCCCUCGAUGGUUGAUCGCUACUUUAGGCGCUGGUAUAAGACAGAUGUUAAAGGGAAACAGUGUGAAGAUCAUUGUAUCUUACAGCAUUCUAAUAGGAUAUGUGUCAUCACUUUGGCAGAAUCUCACCCUCUUUUACAGAGUGGGAGAAAAAUAAAAAGCAUUAGCUACCAGAUCAGUGCCAACUGUAGUCGACUACAAAACAAGGUUUCAGGAAAAUCUAAACGGGGUGGACAGUUUCUUACAGAACUUGCACCAUUAUGCAGAAUACUUUGUACAGAUGGUGAGGAAUACACAAUAUACAGCUGUAUCAGAGGACGUUUACUGGAGGUAAAUGAAAAUAUUCUCCAGGAGCCCAGCCUUCUACAAGAAAAGCCAUCUACAGAAGGAUACAUUGCUGUUGUAUUACCCAAAUUUGAAGAAAGCAAAAGUAUAACCCAAGGUUUAAUUAACCAGGAACAGUAUCAAGAUAUUAUUUCAAAGAGACACAAGACAACAGCAGCAAUAAUGGGAAAUACUGACCUCUAAACCCCACAUCUCUUAGCGAUUAUAUUCCUUAAGUUAAGCUGUUUUAUUUCAGAUGAAAAUUUAAAGCAGUAAUAUACUUUAAAGAAGUGUUUAAAUGGAUGGUCUGUGAUGAAGCAAUAGUUUUGCUCUUGAAUUGUAUACUUGGAUAACUGGGGAUGGUUCUUUAGAGUCAGUUUUCUUCAGUUCAUUGCUCAUUGAAAAUAAUGUUUAAAACAAUAUACAAAAAGUCAGUUAUCGUAUUACCUGCUUUUUCCUAGAGUUGUUUAAAGUUGUUUUAAGAUUGUACCUUGUUUAAUGAGAAGGAUUUUUGUAUAAUAGCGUUUAAUUUGAAAACCAGUGUAA